Messenger RNA from Daktulosphaira vitifoliae (grape phylloxera), 14313 nucleotides. Its product is annotated as mucin-17. Bases 508 to 13740 code for a protein of 4410 amino acids. Gene Ontology annotation, molecular function: calcium ion binding. The record is from RefSeq and is a predicted model, not a curated record. NCBI's taxonomy places the organism in Eukaryota, Metazoa, Arthropoda, Insecta, Hemiptera, Phylloxeridae. The transcript is spliced from 18 exons.
UAGUAGUUGUAGCAGUUAUAGUAGUCGCAUAGUAGAAUAGUAAUAGUAGCCGAAGAAGAAGUAAAAGAGACGAAGAAGGAAACGUGGUGAAAGAUCUGUGUACGCGCGCGGUGGAUUGAGGUUAACCUCAUUCGUUCGUUGGCACAGACCGCGACAUCAUGUCCGAAUCGCGCGAGUGAAUCAACUUGCUGUGUGAUUUCGCAUUUCUAUCGGCGGCGAUAAUAGAAACACUACCGACUAGUAAUUAUCGUUUCAAUUGAUUUUUUAAAAGAUUAUUUACAUUUUGCGUUUAUUGUGCGGAUAACACACUCUUAACGGGUUUGAUUAUUUUCAUUCUUGUGCGUAUAAGUGUGCGAAUUAAAAUGUGCAAUUGGCUAUAGUACAAAAUGAAGUUUGUCGUCUCGACGGAUUAUGAUCGUGUGAUAAAUUGUCUAUUGUUUUUUUAAGUUUUAAUUGCAUCAGGUUAUAAGUCCUAUAUAGCAACAGUAACAGACAACUACGAAAAAAAUGUCUACGAGGCGCAAGAAGCUCUUGCCUGCCAGAACCAUAGCCCUUUUAUUGGCUACCAUAUUCUUAUUCGACUGCUUAGUUUUUAGUUCAGGUGACAUAUUGCUCAAUGAAAAUGAUAAAAACAUAGAAAGGAUUAAAAGAGACGGUGAUGUUACUGUAUUAUUAUUGGAUGACACCGGAAAAAAGAAGACUUCUCCGACUAUAGGCUUAUUAUCUUCAAUGGCUCGCACAUUUGUUCAAGAUGGUGUUACUACAGAGUACGCCACCCAUGUUAUUGGUACUACAGUUGGCGAUCGUUAUGCGCAUAUUGUUAGUACAGGUUCUCGAAUUUUUUACGAUAAUAUCAAGCCCACAAACAGACAUGAAACUCCUGAGAUUAAUCUUCAAACCAUAUUAGAUAACUUAGGUCAGCCACAAGUCUUCGAAAAACUUAAAGAAGAUGAAUCGAAUUUCAUUCAAGGAAAAAGUCUUGAAUUUACUUCAACUACAGUACCACCACCUCUUAAAAAUGUUCUUAUUAGUCAAGAAGUUUCAAUAAAGAAAAAUUUUAAUCUUGAUAUUAAGCCAUCUAAAGUAGAUCCUAAAAAUAGUUUACCAACAUUUACUGUGAAAAGUAAUGAUGAAAACUACUUACCACCGUUAGAAGAAACGACUAAGCAUGAUGAAUUAUCUCGUAAUAAAUUGAAACUCCCUAAGAAUAUUUUUAGAAAUGGAUUAAAGCCAAUUGAAAUUAAAAAAUAUGAAACUGUUACGUAUUAUGGAUUUGCUGAUUUUAUGACAACUGUUGGCAAUACAGUUAUUAUAUUCAUGCCUAAAACUCCAAUUUUAAUAGAACCAACUGGCGUGACUAGUAUUAAAGGUGAAGCUACUUUACGACCUGAAGAUAUGAUCAAGCCUUCAAAAUCAGUUGAAGUCUCAUUGUCCCAUACUAUAGCUCCUUCAAUGAAAAAAAUUGACUAUUCUAAUAUAAUAGAAUCAAGUAUGACUUCUUCAGAAGAUACAAUAGUAAUACCUACUGAGCCUCUAUCCCGCAGAAUAUCAGAAACGACAAGAGUGUUUAACAAUGAACAAGAAGCAUUGGGAUUGUUAAAAACUAUUGGAGGAGUAGAUGUUAUUGAGAGUAAAACUACAAGACUUACUACAUUUUUCUAUGGUACAUAUACUAAUGGAAAAUAUACACAACUACAACAAACAGUAUCAACUUUACUUACAAAGCCUACUCCUACGGUAAAAAGUCCUAAAAUUGAAAUUCCAUCAACAAAAGUAACAACUACAAUGAAAACAGCUGAAACAAAACCUAUUACAUCAACUACAGAGGAAAAUAAAUUAAGCACCACUACUGAAUCAGAAGAAGAUGUUUCUAUAAAAUCAGAUAAAGAAAAAACUAUUAAAAGUUCUUCAACUGAAGGUAUCUUAUAUAAAACAUAUACCCAUUUAACUACAUUCUUUAUACCAGUAGAUGAAAGUAUAACUACUUCGUCUGUAAAAUCUAGAGUUGUUUUGUCCCCUGAAACUACUCAAAUUAUAACUACAAUAAUGACAGAAAUAAUGACUAGUACUACAGAAGAACCCCUAACAACAGAUCCCGAAGAAGAUAGUACGAAAUAUAUGACAACUGAAGAAACAAUAAUUACUACUGACAAAGUUGAGUUAGAAAAAACAACAGAAGAAAAAGUUUCAGAAUUAACUACUAUUUUAAAAAAAGAUGAAAUUAUAACAACUGAAAAAUCAGUCGAUGUAAACAAUAAUAAUGGUGAUAUAGAAAAUGAAAUGAUUUCAACAACAACGACUAAACCGGAAGAUGAAGAGGUUGAUAUAUUAUUUAAAACAGUGUACACGACAUACACAUAUUUAACAACAUUUUUCAAAGAAUCAACAACGAGUGUUUUAAGUAGAGAGGAAGUAGUAACUAAUAUUAUUACAUCCACUAUAGAAAGAAAUUCACUAGCUACUGAUCCUGCAUUUGCUGAACUAUUUGCUAGAGAAGAAGGAAGCUUAUUAAAUUCAGCAUUAUACGAAACUGCUAGACAACCUAGAGUAUUAGCCACUCGCGUUAGAUCAGAAAACCCAUCGUCAGUUUAUAAAAAUAAACCUCAUAAUAAUUUAUUUGCAUCUACCUUGGAUUCAGUUAAUUACCAAAAAGAACUUGCAACUCCGCCGUUAGAAGAUAGUAUUGUAAAAACAUUUUCAAAAACAUAUACUUAUUUUACAACAUUUGUAUCUGAAGGUUCUACUAGUCUUAAAAGUCGUACAGAAGUUUAUACAAACGUAAUGACGCCCUCUAGUAUAGUUAAUUUGCAAAUUGAACCAACGAUCCUUAAAAAUAUAAAACCAACAGAAACCAAAACUACUGAAAAUUAUUAUGAGCUAAAAGACCAAACACCGCAUGAAAAAAAUAAACUAGUAAAUGAAAAAGAAUUCAACGAAAAUCAAAAGAUCAAAAAUAUUAUAAACCAAGAAAAAAUUAACGCUGUAUCGCAACCAUUCAAGUAUGAUAUGACAAUAACAAGAAACCGAACAAAUUUUAAAGAUGCUACAGAUGAAAUACCAAAAAACGAUAUUAUUGGAGAAUCCAUGAUUGCAGAUACAAAAUCAAUUUCUUCUAAUAAUAUUAAAAGAAAAGUUUCCAUUGAAGAUGAUGAAGAUAUGGAAAGUGCUGAAACUAAUGAAAAUUUUGAGCCAUCACCUACACGUGAACUUCAAACAAGUUUCACAACAUAUACUUAUUUUACAACAUUUUACAAAGGAAUUUCUUCCAGUGAUGUUAUAAGUCGCUUUGAAACAAUUACUAAUGUAGUUCCUCAAUCUAUACAGCCUACAGACGUUGAAAAUUUGAACAGUGAACAAAGUACAUUGCCAGUUACCUAUUUUACAACUUAUACAUACUGGACUACAUUGUAUAAAGAUGGAAGCAGUUUAGUUACUAGCCGUGAAGAUACCCAAACCAAUAUUGUGACACCAUCAGUAAUCGAAAGUUCAAAUCCUCCAGUAAUAGAACCAACUUCUAAAGUUGAUACUAUAUCUGCUAGUAAGCCAGUUGAACUUGAACCAACUACAUUCUUCACUACUUUUACUUAUUUCACAACAUCAUACCUCGGAAAUGAAACGUUAGUGAAUAGUAGAUUAGAGACUGUUACAAGUGUUCUCAAUACCCUAGGAAUCGAUCAAACUACUCCUAAUGAUGAGGGUGAUGUUGAAGAAAGUGUAAUUAAAACUGAACCAGAGAAUGCAUUUGUUGAUAAAUCAGCAAUGCCAAUCCUAAAACCAACCGGUUUAUUAUCAUCUAUUGCAUCUCGGGAGGUAAAUAAUGGUGUAACGACAGAAUUUAUUACUGAUGUCUACGGAACUUACAUUGAUGGGUUAUAUGCUCAAAUUCUCGAAAGUAAAUCGAGUACAAUAGAAGGAACAUCUACUCAGUCUGAUCUAAAAAGUACAGACAUUAUUUCACUAAAUGAAGGUAAAAUUGUAGAUGCAGAUGAAAUUAGUACAACUUUUUACACGACUAAAGCUAUUGGCACUUAUAUUGAUCAACUAUAUGCUCAAGUCAUUGAGAGUACAUCUUCAAUUAAAGUGAAUGUUCAAAAACAAACUUUAGAUCCAUCUACAACUAUUUUAGGCAGUAAAACAUACCGCACUGGAUUAGUUAGUCUAAUAGAAGGUACGAGUAUAAAAGAUUUAACUACUAUAUAUUACGAAACCAAAGUAAUAGGAAAAGUUAUUGAUAGCGAAUAUACUCAAGAAUUUGAAAGUUCUUCUAUGACAAAAACUGGCGUGAAACCUACAACAGUACAAGAAAUUAUUUCAUUUUCGACCAAAUUGAAUGAUAUUUUUAAAGAUAUACCAACAUCCCCUUCACCAGCAACAAUCGAAAGCUCAAAAGGUGAAAGCGGAACUACCACAGAAAAAACAAAUGAAACUUCAGAAGAAGAAAAUUCUAAUAAAAAGAAAACAUUUCCAGUUAUUAGACCUUUUGUUUCAAGACAAAGGCCAACCUUUUUACCAAAGAAAAAAUCUACCGAUAGUUUAGGAGCUGCAACAAUUAACCGAAGUAUUACUCCUACAAUAGUUGCUACUCCAGCUCUUAAAACUAAUGAAAAAGGGUUAGGAUCUACCAGCCGAAAUCGAUUUGCUGGUGUUCGCAAGUCAAGCUCUUCGCUACCAGUUGAAUCAAGUUUAUCAGCAUCUAGUACGAGAAAAUUUUCAAGGUCUAAAAGUCCUAAUACAUCUUUAAUUUCUCCUUCAUUGAGUUUUAGAGGAAAAUCUUCCACAUCUGUUUCGAGAGUAAAUCCGAUAUCAUCGACUGCAAGUUUUGGAAAUCAAAGAAAAAGUAGUAUUAAUUUAAGGCUUUCGAGUUCAAAAUCAAAUGAAGUUACACCCAAAAGCUCGUUACCUACCAGAUUUAGAGUAAGGCCAACUGCUUCUACAGGUUUUAAUCGCUUGUCGAGUACAGUAACAACAAGUACUGAAGACAUUCCGUAUAAUAAGGAAAUAAGCACAUCAUUGUUCACAGAAGAAACUAUAAUUGAAGAUGAAGAAGUCACUACUCCUUCCACAAUAACAGAGUCAUCUAGAAGAGGAAGUAAUCCAUUACUUAAACUUCGACGACCCCUACUUCCCAAGUCACCUGCUACUACUCAAUCUCCUAGAAAAAAUACAGUUAGGACUACUGGAAAGACAACAACAAGUACAACAACUACAUCUAGACCUCAAAGGCCAAAAACGCCUAGUCCUCUCAUAACACGCAAUAGACCAAAACCAGCUAAUGGUUUGUUUCCAACAAGAGGGUUUGGUAAAAAAGAACAAGAGCAAGAAAUAGUCAGUGAACCUAAUUUUGAAGAAGAAAAAUCACAACAAGAGUUAAAAACAAAUGAUGAAUUAGAUAACGAUUAUGAAUCUUUAGAUAUUCAAAUCCAAGAACCACAAUCUAACACUGUUACUGAAACUGAGAAACCAUCGAGAGGUAGUAAAACUUUUAACAAUCAAGUACAAAUAAGACCCUUCAAUAAUAAAAGAAACCGAUCAAAAAGACAAGUAGAAUAUGGAAGUAAAUAUUAUGACACUAGUAAAAAUUAUAGAAGUAGCAGACAGCCGUCAAGAAACACAAAUGUGGAUUAUUAUUAUUACGAUGAGUAUGUAGAAGACACUCCAGCUCCAGUAAGAGUUCCUCCACCAAGAAGGCAACCAAGUAGGGCAAAACCUCAACAAAGAGUUGCUCCCACCACUUCCUCGUCUACAUUUGGUAGAUCACAGUUUACAUUAAGAGAAAAGACUCCAUUGAGUACAUUACCGGCAACAACACAAAGAACAUCAAACUAUAGAAGAACUCGACCACCUAUAGUAGAAAAUACUACUCCUAAAAGAUUACCAAGAUUAAGAUAUUCAACUACAACUACACCAGAACCUAUUCGUAAUAAUCGACGGUAUACACCUUCUUCGCGGCGCCAAAACACACGAUCAAGAUAUAGAGAUCAAGAAUUAGAUACCAAUAUAAACACUCAAACUAUAUUUGACGGCACAAUCACAGUUACUCAUAAAAUACCAACGGAACUUACAAUACCUUUCAUUGUUGGUAAAAAUACUGAGUAUAAACAAGUGUUAACAGCAAAACCUAGUCUCGAAAUACUUGGCCCAAAUCAAUACAGUACAGUUACCGGUAAAAAUGGUUAUCCAACAUUACAACUUAUUAGAGAAGUAACAGAAUCUCUACCCAAUGGUUUAACAGAAAUAACAAAAUUUGUUAUAUUUGAACAACCUACCACUAGUAUAACUUAUACGCCUACUUACAUAAGAGGUAGAAAAACAUCAUUCUCGCAUAUUGUACCGAGUACAAUAUAUGAAGUUCGGCCUGAAGUCAGUACUGUUCAGCCUCAACUAAAUAAUGCUCCUCUUGCUAAUUUGUUGCUUUCACAAUUACUUUUAGGAAAUCUAGGUAUUCAACAAACUGUUAACCCACUUCUUGCUCUAAAUUCAGCAAUGGUUACUACUCAAGCUCCAGUAACUGAAUUUAAAACAAAAAGUACAACAUAUGUGACUACAGUAACUAGUUCUUUAUCAACAGUUCUUCCAAUUACAUUCAGUGGAAAAGUUAUAUCAACAACUGUUAUUGAUAGUUCUAUCAACGUUAUUACAGCUACAGAAUAUAUAACAGAAACUAUUGUAACUACACCAACAAUAACACAACAACAAACUAACCAAUUAAAUACAUUACUUUUACCUGCUUUACUUCAAGCUCAGCUUUUAGGACAAGCAACGACUUCAAAUCAUUUGUUGGGUAGUAUUGAUACAACACAAGAAGACUUACUUCAAGAACUAAUAGAACCUACUCCAAAAUAUGAAGAUGUAUCACAUGGUGUUGGAGCUAAACCAUCGAAAAAAAAAAUAGUUUCUAAAAAACCGCCAGAUCCAGCGAUACAACCUGCUGAAUCAAGUGUAGUUACGUUGUAUGUUUCUGGUAAAAGACCUGGUGAAUUUAGUACUGUAUUAUCAACAGUGACAUUUGAUGAAACAGCAACUGUUCGAAAACGAGAAGUUGAACCUUCAUCUGUUUUAGACUUAAUGGCAACAGUGUUUGAAGAUUUUUUAUUAUCUCCGACUAAUGACGAACACUUUCAAAGUUAUAACGAAGAAGAAACUCAAAGUCUAGAAAGUGUAUUAGGUGAUGUAAGUAAAAACGUAAAAAUCGAGAAUCGUGCUACACAAAUAAAAGCGCAACCAGCUGAAUCUACAAUUCAAGAAACUACCGGUCAUUUUUUAUGGAAACGCUCCGCUGAUUCUCCAGUUCAGCGGGAAAGCCUAAAAUCUAAAAUCUGGAGUUCCGGAAGUCAAAUUAAAAGAGAAGAGCCUAAAUUUUUCUUAUCUAUGAACACUUCUCUAUUUGACUAUCCAAAAAACCAAAAAAAACAAUUAACCCAAAACAUUUCUUAUGUCGGUGUUAGGAAAAACUCUUCUUUUACUAUCUUCAAAAAUCUACAACAAAAUAUAAUUGAGGCGAAAGAGGAACAAAGAGGAUUUGAAGAUAGAAAAUUAAGCUUCGCUACCAAAAAAAUGAGUAACGGUGUCGAAGUAAUAGUUGCUGGUGAUAAAAGUACUUACCCUGGACAAACUAAUAUAUUAAGAGUCUUACCUACAUCUCCUGCAAAACCUAUUACACUCGCACCUAGUACAUUAACAGAUCAUAUGCUCAUGAUGCUACCACAUCCUAUCAAACAAAGCAUAAAUAAUCAGUUUGUUACCAAGACUUAUUUAACAACUUAUACAUAUCUUACAACAUUUUUGGAUGGAGAAGCUACAAUUGUAUCCAGUAGAGAAAAAGUAGUAUCAAAUGUUGUAACUGAUGAAGUUAAUAAGAUUACUCCGACUUCAACUCUUAGUCAAGUUACAUUAACAUCGAGCCCUAGUUUAGAAAUUGGAGUUUAUCAUACUACAUAUACAUAUCUAAACACAAUUGUUGAUGGAGAUCAACCUCUUGUAAUGACUAGUCAAAAAACUGUAGCUAAUACUGUUACUGCGCCUCACGAGUUCUUAACUCCUUUACAGUCUUCUGAGCCUGCUUAUCAUGAUACUAAUACAUACCUUAAUACAGUUUCAUUCACAAAAACUCUAAGUGAUGGACCUGAUUAUACUAUUGUAAGUACAGAAGAUAUAUUAACUCAAGUUAUAAUAACUAAAACAGAUAAUUCACCAACAAUGGAUUAUUCUCAAUUAAAAUUGGCAAAUACUGCAACUGACGUUGUUAAAACGAAUUAUGCUACUUAUUCAUACUACAAUACAAUAUUAAAUGGUUCAAAAACUGCAGUAAAUUCAGAUAUUUCUGUUUCUUCAGAAAAUUUUUCAAAAAAUCAUACAUCAACAAAAUUUGAGGAAAUAAAAUCAAUAUCUACUGUAGAAAAAAUGCCAUUUAAUGUAUAUGCUACUAAGACAUAUCUUACAACAUUUACUUAUUUUACAACAUUACUCAAAGAUAAUAAUGGAAAAGAUCCAUCAAGUACUCAAGUAAAAUCAAGAACUAAAGUUAUUCAAAAUGUUGUUACAGAGUCAGUAGAUACAUCAUUAUUUAAUUCAAAUUAUUUAUCUUUUUUAAGUAAGUCUGUACAAAAUGAAAAUAUUCCAAUCACUGCUACUGCAACAUUGAAUAACGGCCAAAAAUUGGAAUUUACUGCAAUGAAAGACACUUUAUCUCAGAAUAAUGGUUAUGAUUAUUCGGCAAGUUUAAGUCUUAUAACUCCAACUUCUACUGAACUAGAAAAAUUAAGUGUGGCAGAAAUAACUACUAACGUAUUCGAAAAAGUAAAAGAAACUAUCAAACCUUCGAGUGUUACAAAAAUAUUACAGAAGACAGAAUUACAAAAACCACCAAAGAAAAAUUUACCUUCUAAAUCUGAACAAAAAAUACCCACUAACUCUUUUCCAAAACCAGAUAAUUCAAAUACUGGUGGAAGUUUAAUCAAUUUUGGAACAAUGGCUCAAAGUUUGACUGCAUUAAAACCAGUUAUUAGUGCAGUAGCUGGUAUAAUCCAAAAUAAUUACAGAAAAAAUGAUAUAACUAAAAAUGUACAAACCCAGCAAAAAAUAACUGCAAAACCAAUAAGUCAAGAAACUACUAGUAGAUCACCUAUUUAUAUUCCACUUGCAGAUUCUUUAGUUUCUGAAAGUCAACAAUACCCUGAUACUGACGAAAGAAAUCCUUUAGUAGGACCAGUAAAACUACCACUUGAAGCUUCUAUGUUAUCAGGAGGAAUUCCAAUUAGCCCUGGAGAAGUGAUUACUACAAAUAGUGACGUUAUUAUAGGAAAACCUUCAGUUUUAGGUCCUAGACCACUACCUGAUAACUAUAAAAAUGAAGAAUUACCUUUUGGAAUGCAACCCUCUCCACCUUCACCUCAGUUUAAAGAUAAAAUCUCAAACCCAAUUAAUAAUUAUCCUAGGGAUAACAUAAAAAACAACAUACUUAACUAUCAUCCAAUACCUCAUACUGAUAGAAAAAAUACACAACCAAUGCGUUAUUUUGAAAAUCAGGUACAAAGUCAGUACCACUUUACUAAUGCCCCAGUAAAAUCAGAAGUGAAUAUUAUACCAUUAAGUAAACCAGAUCCUUGGCCUACAAAAAUAAUUACAGAUGUUCAACCACUAAUAUUAACUAAUCUGGAUGGUGAAAAAAAUAUUAAAUAUAGUAAUCAACAGUUAGUAACAUCAAACAAACCAUACGUUGAACAAUCAUCACUUGAUCCUUUAUUAGUGAACAUACAACCAUCACAAGUUGCCCAAGUUGUAAUACCACAUGGAAGCCAAACUGCAUUAAUAUAUAGUGACCAACCUGCUAUUGGUCAUAGUUCAAAAGGUGAAAUAUUCAAUGAUCCACAACCUUAUCCAGAAAAUCAUGUUAAUCCUGGUUUUGUUGGUUUGCAAGUUUAUGGUACUGAAAAUCGUCCCAUAAAUAGUGUGACUUCAAAAAUACCGGCUAAUGCAAUUAACUUUGAUAUACCAGUGUCACCAGCUGGUAUAACUGUUGGUGACUCAGAAUCUCACCACAUAAUUUUGUAUGAUAAUGAAACUGGAAAAAUAAAAACAAAUUCUGGGCAUACACAAAACUAUAUAAAUAAUAACAAUAAUUAUUUAAUUCCACCACCAAUAUCUCAAAUUAAUUCAUUUGUGAAAAAACCAAAUGGUGGAUCAUCUUCAGCCGAAGAUGAUUUGUUACAGUUUGAAGAAGGCGAAGUAACACAAGAAUCAAAGAAAACACCAUUGAGACCAGGAGAACUUCCAUUUGGUGUUCAUAUUGAUGGAAUAGAUGAAGAAGAAACUCCUAUUAUUACUGGUAAACCACAUGGAGGUAAUUUUAAAGGGGAAGAACAAAUUGUUUCAGUAGGAAAUCCUAUAAAAACUGAAAUAAAUUCUGAUAAUUUAAUAGCACUUAAUAAAGACCAGCAUAACUCAAAAAAUAAUUUACAGAACUUUAAUAAAGAAAUUAUUACAAGUAGUAUAGAGAAUACAAAUAAACCUAAUAAAGUUCCCAUUAACAUUCCACCUAGAGAUGAUAUUAAACAAGCUAUGGAUAUGGACGAAAAAUUACCACCAUUACCACCACCCAAAAAAACUAAUGUAAAUGAUUUAGAUGUUCAAGGAAGUACUCCACAGCCCAGUAUAAUAUGGCCUCAACAUAUUAAUAUUAAUAACGAAGUAUUGGGAUUGUCUCCUCCUCCUGUUCCCACUUCAGCUACCUAUUCCUUAAAAUAUGAUAAUGUAACAUCAAAACUACAAGUGUCCAAAAGACCAUAUCCUCCUAAAUUAAGACCAACAACUUCACCUCCAUAUCAGUUUGAAAAACCUCAAAACAAGCGACCACCACCUCCAUAUCAACCAUCUGGUGAUGCUAUACUGAAACCAUUAUCAACAACUGCUAAGGUUGAACUUCAAAAUAAACGUCCUCUAAUUCCAUACCAACACACUGAUGAUGUUAUAUUAAAACCAUUACCAACAACUGCAAAAGUUGAACUUCUACAAAAAUGGGAACUCUCAUCAGUAAUAAAAACAAGCAAUAAACUAUACCAGCAAGAAAAACCUGAAAUGAAAAAUCCAGAAAAAGUUACAGUGAGUCAAAAUUCAUCAAUAAAACCUUACGUAUAUGAGACUGUAAAAGAAAAAACAAUUUUACCCAGUAUUCCAGUCACUAAUGUAAUUCCCACAAUUAUUACUCAACAAACAAAUAAAUGGCAAGAUUACAAUUCAAUUUUAAGCACUGAAGGUAGGAUAGAAACAAUUCAGUCAACAACUGAAACUCCAGCACUGACUUAUUCUACACAAAGUAUUAUUAAAGUAUACACUAUGCCAAAUAACCCAAUAGCUAAACCAACUACUAAAACAACUGAUUAUCAUAGUGUGAUCAGUGUUGUAGUAAAAAAUGAAGAAAAACCUCAUGAAAAAAGUAAUGGAGAUCUUAUCGAUAGCCCAACAACUCCCAAACAAAAGUCCCAACUUAGACCACAAGUAACAAUUUUACAACUUCCAGAAAGACCUCCAUUUAUGGAUGAGUUCCACAUGCAAAUUCAACAGGCUUCAUUAUUGCCUACAAGAUUUGUAACGCAUACACAAACAUUAUCUGUAACAAUUACAGAAACAACAGUUUUGCAGAGCGAUGGAUUGGAACCUUCAACACAUACACUUGUUCUGACUAAGACACAAACAUCAACAUUAGUGGACACAGUAACAGAAUUUCACACUUUGGUUAAGCCAACUCAAGUAUUAUCAACAAUAACUACAACUGUUCCAGUUUCCAUUCAUUCUGAACCAACUUCAUCAAUUCCAAUUAUUGAAGGAACCAAAUCUAAUACGGUUAAUAUUGCUCCAGAUGAAAAUGAAACACUUUUAGUGGUCAUGACUGACAAGAAAAAUAGUAAUCAACAUAAUCACAAUCAUGGAAUACCACCUGAAAUUCAGGUGCCAGAUGAAACUAAUGAAAUAGGACCGAGUGACGUAUUGUUAAGUGGCAUUUUAACUCAUUCAUCUGAUUCAGAAUGUAAACCUGAAUGUAAGGCAUCCAAAAAUGAAAUUUGUCAAAAGGUUGAAAAUGUUAUGCGGUGUGUUUGCCGUCCUGGUUUUGCAAGAAUUUUUAUGGAUAAGCCUUGUAAACCGACUUAUUCAUACACAAUGAAGUUAGUGUUGGAAAAGUUUAAAAAAGAAAAACUUAAAUACUCUAGUGUCUUAGAUAAUCCUAGCUCAUCUCUGUAUCAACAAUUGAUUGAAGCAACAAGAGAAGGGCUUAAUCGAAUGUCAAUGCAGUCGGAUCUAAGAGAUAUAUACCAUGGUGUUGUUGUAGGAGGAUUUGAACCUGCAGUCAAUGGAGAAAAAGUAGCUGUUUCUUAUAUUAUACAGUUAUCUGAAAAUGCGGAUGAUACUAAAAUAUGGGAUGCAACUAAAAAAUCUUUGAGAACUACGAACUACAGUUUAGGUGGUACUGAUGUAUUUGCUGCUCGUGAUCAAUUACAACUUUUAUCUGCUGAAGAUUUUGAUGAAUGCAGUGACUCAAAAUUCCAUGAUUGUUCAGAUAAUGCUAAAUGUUUUAAUUUACAUGGGACAUAUACAUGCAGUUGUAAAGAUGGGUUUUCUGAUCUUUCACAAAAUAAUCAAUUCCCAGGAAGAGUUUGUUCUUCUGAACUUAUUGGGUGUGACUUAUGUAACUAUCAUGGUACAUGUUAUUUAAGCGAUCAAGAUCAAACAAAUUGUGACUGCUUUCAUUGGUAUGCUGGAAAACACUGUCAAUUUAAUUUAAGAGUGCUUCUAUUGGGUCUUCUUGCUAUUGGAGUGAUGUUGCUAUCAUUAUUAGUUGCAUGUUUAUUAAUGACAUGUUGCAAGAAAAAUUCAAGAGAAUCAGUUAUGGGACUUUAUCAGCCUCAAAGACCUGUUAUUGGUUUUAGGAGAUAUCGUAACAUGGUAGCAGCCUCAAGAGGUGAUAAAAGAGCAAUGAUUAGUGUUGAUACAGGAAGUGAGACAAGUGUCGAUCGAACACCUCCUCCUUAUGUCAAACAAGUGGCAUGUCCUCAAAGGCAGGUUAACACUCACGUACAUAGACAUAGUAUGAAGGCACCAUCUCCAUCUAGUAAUGGUAGUAGUAUGGAACGUAGUGUAAUUAAUCAACGUGAUAGAAGUUUGACAGUGAUGAUACCUAGAGCUAAGUAUCGAGCACCACCACAACAAUCACCAUCAGUGUUAACCAUGUCAACAUUUGGACCUGAACAAAAAACAAUGUCUUACCUAGAUUGUAAACAAACUACUAAAGGCUCAAUUUGUAGUAGUAGAAAACCCAGCAUAAUAACACAACGAUCAGUUGACUUACCACAACCACGUAAAAAAUACUCAGCACCAAGAAAACCAUCAACAGGUGCACUUGUAUCAGCUGGAUUUGAAGUUUCAGCAACAGUAGUCAAAACAAAAGAAUUAGAUGAAGCAUAUGUUUGUAGAGAAGAAGAUAAAUCAGAGUUCAAUCCUAAAAGAAUGACAGCUACUAGAACGAUAUCUGUAGCUAGAUCGUUUGAUGAGACUACUAUACAGAACCCUACAAAAUGCUACCACCCAGAUAGUCACUAUGAAUCGAAGUCCCAAUACUCCUUAAAAACGGCUGAUGAGGGGCAUACAAUGGUAGAAAGAGAUUUAGGAUCUACAUACAUAAUGCCUCAAUCAAAACUUUAUAAGCCUGAUCAUAGAGGUAGUGAUACAUCAAAUUUUGAUUCUUUGUAAUGGAAUAAAUAACAAGUUUACCCAAUUAUGCCAUAUUAUUAUCAAUUAAUUAAUCAUGUUCAUAGUUAACUUAUGUUGUACAGCUUCCAAAACUCUGUACUAUUAAUAAUUUAUUGUUGUAUUUUAAUAUUAUUCUUUGUCCUUAAACCAUAUUAUUUUAUGUAUUUUAUGUUAUUAUGAACUUAGUUUUAAUUUUAUUCAAUGCCAUAUUUAGGUAAUAUUGUUGUUAGUUUAAAUUUGUAUAUUAUUCAUUAUUUUAUAUGCGAUAUAUUUGUUAUGACUAUUGACUUUGUGUGAGAUGUUCUCUUUUCUUAUGAUAACCUUUAAAUGAAUCAUAACGAAACGACAGCAACUCUUUUUAUGUAAAAUAUUAUUAUUGUAAUAUCUAUUUAUCUUCUUUUUUUUUUUAUUAAAAUAGUAACUAAUGUUUUUAUCAAGUUAAAUUUAAAUAUUGAGGAUACCAAACCUUAUUUGUGCCAAAAAAUAUUGUCUUCUAUUAAAUUGUAUUUCAAUAAAUUUUUUAAAUAAAAAUUUAGUCAUCUGCCAUUAAAAAUGUAUAAAUAAUUUACCUUU